Messenger RNA from Aegilops tauschii subsp. strangulata, 2850 nucleotides. RefSeq names its product wall-associated receptor kinase 5-like. Gene Ontology annotation, biological process: protein phosphorylation; cell surface receptor signaling pathway. NCBI's taxonomy places the organism in Eukaryota, Viridiplantae, Streptophyta, Magnoliopsida, Poales, Poaceae. The record is from RefSeq and is a predicted model, not a curated record. Gene Ontology annotation, cellular component: plasma membrane. Gene Ontology annotation, molecular function: calcium ion binding; polysaccharide binding; protein serine/threonine kinase activity.
AAACAACAGUCCAGAGUCGAGAGAAAAAUCGAGGCGAAGGUGCGGGCACGCGGACGCCUUGGUGGGUGGCCGCAGCUGUGCAGAGGGUCGUCCACUCGCAGGUCAGUCCACAUCUUCUAACUUCGUCACAAAGUAGUUGCUGGGGAUCGGAAUCAACGGCGAGUCGCGCCCUUGUCACUUCAUUUCAGCUUCUUGGCCAUGCAGGCGAGCUGUUCGAUGAAUUGCUCAACGCAGGUUACUCAACAUACUCCAUAAGAACAGUCUUAAAUUCGUCCCCUUGUAACACAAUAAUUUCACAUUAGAAUUCAGACACCUUAGCGAUUUGGAGAAAUUUCUUCUUCCCUGUUUGAAACUUUCCUUGACGGGUAAACUGAUCCGCAUUUCUUAGUAAAGUCAGUCCACCGGUAGGUGUGCUGUUGCUUUCUGAUAUCCUGGAAUGGACUUUGAAGUCAACCGGAGAAUGGGUACCAGUCUGCCAGCACUUAAGAACCUAAUCACAAGGCAAGAGCGCUAAGCCAUCUAAACACAAACAAGAAAAGGGACGAGUAGCUAUGCUCUCUGGGAUGACGAUUCCGAGCUCUUCAUCCAUUCGAGCAGCGGUUGGCACCAUCGGAGCAGUCGUGCUUCAGCUCCUGGUGGCAGCACUGGCAGAAGCCCCAAUAGCCUUGCCCGGCUGCCCGGAUAGUUGCAGCGACAUUGCCGUGCCGUACCCUUUCGGCAUCGGCGAAGGUUGCUUCUAUGAGGGCUUUGAUCUCACCUGCCAGAAGCAGCACAGAACAAAGCUGUUCUUCGGAGAUGGCAUGGAGGUGCUUGGUAUCUCCUUGCCCGAGGGCAUAGUGCGGAUCGAUAGCAAUGUUUUCCAGUCGGUCUCUCCUGACUUCAACGGCACAUGGUCCGGGCCACCAGCCACCAGCCCCUUCACGGUGUCGAGCCGAUACAACUGGUUUGUGGCCUACGGUUGCAACAUUGUUGCCCAGCUCAUUCCAUAUGGCACAGCUGUCGGCAACAUCAGCACCUGCGCCUCCAUGUGUGUGGACAGCGUGGAGGAUAUCAGCAGCCCUAUGUGUUCAGGCAUCGGGCGUUGCCGUGCACCCAUAUCCUGGGACCUCACUUCCUAUCGCGUUCAAGUCACACAUAUGGCCGUUCAGCAAUAUACAGUUACAACAUCUUUGAAACAUACAGCUGCGUUCAUAGUUGAUAAGGCCUGGUUCAGCAUAUUUCAGAAGAAUAUUGAGCUCGAUCCUGUUCCAAUGUGUCAGCAUUGCGGCAUCCAAAGUGUUCCGGCAGUGUUAGAGUGGUCAUUGCAUUCUAAAUUUAGAUGCCAAAGCUCAAACAGCUUUACCUAUAAGGUUGAUAACAAUCAUCGCCGAAUACGAUGCAACUGUUCCCGAGGAUAUGAGGGCAAUCCGUACAUUGCCGAUGGAUGCCAAGAUAUUGAUGAGUGCCAGCGGCCAGAUGUUUAUCCAUGCCAGCACGGAGUAUGCAUCAAUAUGCUAGGGACAUAUCGAUGCUCAGCAAAGAAAAGCAGCAGCAGUCUCCCAGGUUUAAUCACCGUAAUUGCAAUUAGUGCUGGUUUUGGCCUACUGUUUUCACUUCUGGGCGUUGCCAAAAUCACCAAUAAGCUCAAACAACAAAGAGUCAAGAAGUCAAGACAAAACUUCUUCAAGAAAAACCAUGGACUGCUCCUCCAACAGUUAAUCUCUUCAAGCAAAGAUAUAGCUGAAAGAACAAGAAUAUUCAGCUUGGAAGAGCUAGAGCAAGCAACCAACAAAUUUGACCAUAAUCGCAUCCUUGGCGGUGGUGGCCAUGGCACGGUUUAUAAAGGCAUCUUAUCUGACCAACAUGUUGUGGCCAUCAAAAAGGCUAAAAUUGUCGUUCAAAGGGAAAUCGACCAGUUCAUAAACGAGGUUGUCAUACUUUCCCAGACAAACCAUAGGAAUGUGGUGAAGCUCUUUGGCUGCUGCCUCGAGGCAGAAGUUCCUCUACUUGUUUAUGAGUUCAUAUCAAAUGGAACUCUCGCCUUUUAUCUCCAUGGCCAAAGUGAGAACCAUCUAUCAUGGAAAGAUAGGUUGAGGAUUGCACUGGAAACUGCAAGGGCCAUUGCAUAUCUACACUCUGCUGCUUCCAUAUCAGUGUACCAUAGAGAUAUCAAAUGUGCAAAUGUACUACUUACUGAUACUUUAACAGCAAAAGUAUCUGAUUUUGGAGCUUCAAGGUCAAUUGCAAUAGAUGAAACAGGAAUACUCACAGCUGUCCAAGGAACUUAUGGUUACCUUGAUCCUGAAUACUACUACACUAGUCGACUCACGGAGAAGAGUGACGUCUAUAGCUUUGGUGUCAUCCUUGCAGAGCUACUGACAAAGGUGACACCAGUUUUUUCUUCUCAUUCAUCAGAAGGAACAAGCCUAGCAUCACAUUUUGUGUCACUUAUUAGAGACAACCGCUUGUUAGAUAUUCUAGACUCACAAAUCAUUGAGGAAGGAGGGGCUCAAGAUGCUGAGGUGGUUGCAAGACUCGCAGAAGCAUGCUUAAGUUUAAAAGGUGAAGAAAGGCCUACAAUGAGGCAAGUGGAGACAACACUUGAAGAUGUGCAUAACUCAAAGGUCCAUCUCGAUUCUCCGAUUACAAGGGUGAACCAGAAUGCUAUCAACGAUCAGUCAUACAAGGGAAACAAAGGCGAUGAAGGAACUAGACUGUACAGCUUGGAAAAAGAGUUCAUCCAAUCAUCUGAAAUUCCUAGAUGAUUUUACUUAUGUGGUGAAGUGUUGCGGUUACUAUUAUUAGCUUGGGAACUAAACUGUAAAUCAUUUGUAAAUUGUGAACUCUGAAUUAUAACCAUGUGUGUAUUUC